AUGGCUUCAGACCCUCCCCAGCUCACCUGGCCCACCAGCCAGGUCCCGGUCGAGAUCUUUGACGAAAUCACUACCUACCUGUCCCGUUCGGAUGUCAAGAACCUCCGCUUGGUCAAUCACGAGUUCGACAAGAUGAUCUCUUCCAAAUACUUCCGCAACGUUGUGGUUCCUUUCCGGUCCGAGAUGUACAAGGCGAGAAAGCAAAAGUACCUGGAUGACGGAGGCGCAGCGCAGCCUCAACUCGGAGUGGACACUCUCUUCUCCGGCGGCAUGCGUAUCUUCCAGUCCUUCGGCGAGCACAUCCUUCGAUUUGCCUUGUCGCUCGAGCUGGACGAGGAGAGCCUUGCCUACCCUCCCAUCAAGCCGACCCAGAAAGUCGUUACCUCGUACUGGGGUAUUUACCGCUGGCCUCACGAGUCGUACAACCGGUAUGCGGAACUUGAGGGGCUUGAGCAGACUGCCGAUGAGACAGCGUCCAUGACAGAGGCCUUGAAGUGCUUGGUGAGGGUUCAGGAACUUGGGCUCUGUUGCGAUGCUGGACUGGGCUACCUUCUUGGACCCGACCAGCAGUUGGAGAGCCCUCCCCUGCCGCAUCCGGUCUUUGGCCUCCGCAAUCUACGAUACCGAAACCUGCAGCGACGCCUGGCCCGAGACGAUUCGGACUCUAUAAAUGCCCGAAAGCUCGCCUUUGAGAGUCCUCGAGAUUUCAAGUAUACCGUACUGGAGGCCAUGGUCAAGAAUGCCGGGUACACGCAAGAGCAGGCUAAGGACGCUAUUGCUAUACUCUUGAGCACUGAAAAUGUCUCACUGUCGAAUAUCGACUUUGACGAACGUACCGCCGCUGCUGCCGCCGCUGUCGCGGCCGCCAAUGCAGCCGCCCAUGCUGCCCAGACCAACGCUGAAGCUCCGGCGGCCAAUGUGCUUAAUGAGCUCACGGCGGUCCAUCCACUACAACCUAGAAAUCUGACUAGAGCCCAGAAGGAGAUGCUGCUAGAGCUGGAAUGGGCACACCGAGCCCUCAUUCAAUCAUACGUCCUCGCCCUCAUCGACAACGCUCGGAUGAAUAGCUUCAGUUCUUUGACGACCCUGACGAUCGCCAAAAUUCCCAGCAGCCACGUCUACAUGUUUCAAAGGUCGGAUUUCUGGCAGAGCCUGCCCAACCUUACCAACGUUGCUCUUGCUGUUGUAGCCGACUGGCGUCAGAUAUCCAAGGUCGCUCCUGGCUGUGUCGAGGACAACCCCGUCUCGCCCGUAGAGGCGGUGAGCAAGGUCUACCGCCUGCUGCAAGACCAUAUCUCGACACAACCCAACAUCAAAUUCCUCCAUUUUGAGUGGAUUUGUGGUGGCGAGUUUGCACCUGGCAUCACUCAGCGGAACCAAUACGUGCUUCCCGCCCCAUUCUGCUCGCCGUCGCAGAUGAUACACCAUGCAGGUGCCAAGUCGCCCGAAACCUUGCUCACUCUACCGCACAUCAGACACCUGUCGCUCAAGAACUGCUACUGGGCGCCGCACGUCUUUCUACAGGUUCUGCGGACAAUGGGAACCCAGUCUCUGGAAAAGCUAGAACUCGAAAGUGUUUCUCUCACGGGCGCGCCCAUGAGAAACCUUCCCGAGAUCGGACAGGCACAUGGACAAGGCCAGGCUCACGGUCAUAAUCAGCUACCGGCGCUGCCGCCGGCUCCUAUGCAUCUCCAAGCCAACGCGGCCUUCGCAGGUUUGCCAGUGGUUCCGGCCGGAGUGGUGGUCCCUCAAGGCCCGCUGCAUGCUCCUGGCGUUUUGCCGGCGCAUCUGAUUGGCAUGAUGCAGCAGCAAGCUCUUCCGCAAAUCGCCAAUGUGGCGAACAACGCGGCGCCUCCUCCGCCUCCAUCCGACCCAUUGGCCGGCUGGAGUAGAAUGCGACUAAGACAGCCACGACUGCUGUCUUGGGCUGGCAUCAUUGAACGUCUCGCACCGACUCCGCCGAUUCAAGAGAUCAUGGUUGGCCAAGAUGACGAAGAUGACGAAGAGGAUUGGGUGGACGAUUUUGUACGAAAGGAUGAGGGAUUCUCGCUGUUGCCGCGGCCACACAGUCUCGUCAGGGAGAAGGAUUUGCUCAGCAUUCAGCACAUCUCGCUCAAGUCCUGCGGCUACGCAGUCUUGGACACCCCCACGGUUGACAAUCAUAGUAUCAUGCCAACCAACACCCCUUGGCAAGAGCCUUCGGAAGUGACUUCGCGUCGACGGGAGCUUAUGCCCUUCAUGCAGGCCUGCGGCGACAGGCUGGCGGCUAAGAUCACCAAUUACCUGAACAAUCAGGAGCACUUCAACCUUUCGACUGCGUUCGGUAUGGAUACGGAGUGGACUGGUGUGUACGAUGAGGAUGUCAUUGAAGCUGCAAAGAGGGAUGGUAUCGUUCAUCCUGGAAGAGGACGAUUCACGGGUAUGAUUACCAAGAUGGCAGAGCAGGUUUGA
Colletotrichum godetiae is the source of this 2451-nucleotide messenger RNA. RefSeq names its product F-box domain-containing protein. Lineage: Eukaryota; Fungi; Ascomycota; Sordariomycetes; Glomerellales; Glomerellaceae. The transcript is spliced from 2 exons. The record is from RefSeq and is a predicted model, not a curated record. Bases 1 to 2451 code for a protein of 816 amino acids. Gene Ontology annotation, molecular function: protein binding.